Messenger RNA from Aspergillus affinis, 2109 nucleotides. RefSeq lists its product as uncharacterized. The transcript is spliced from 3 exons. NCBI's taxonomy places the organism in Eukaryota, Fungi, Ascomycota, Eurotiomycetes, Eurotiales, Aspergillaceae. The coding region runs from base 1 to 2109 and encodes 702 amino acids. The record is from RefSeq and is a predicted model, not a curated record.
AUGUCCACCAACGACGCUGCGAUGCCAUCUCCACCGCCAUGCUCACUUGACAAUUCCAAACUCGCCCAUCUACAAGAGGACCGCCGGUUCCGGUUCACCCCCGUCAAGACCACCCGGGACGUGCCUCGUGUUUGGGAUCGCAUGCCCUCCACUCCGUUCCUGUCGCGUCCCCGGUCCCGCAAGGUGUGGAAGCGCUUUCGCUCCUCGUUUAAUAGUAUGAAGGCGCUGCAGCGGCUGGUCGCGACCGAGCGCGAGUGCGUCGACGAGGUCCCCAACUUAACCGAGAUCAACACGUCGCGAAAUGUGACCAGCGUGCGCGGCGUGAAACGACGCUGUUUUUCACUGGAGGAUGCCGACGGGACGGCAUCGCGUGGUCGGUCAUUCCUGGAAACGAAAUGGGAGUCUAAUAUUAUCAUCGGGCGACGACGCAAGAUCCCGACAAACCACGGUCUCGUGGACGAGCCCGAGCCUAUGACCGUCGAGAACUUGCAGUCUUCAGAGGCGCAGGAUGAAAUUAGUGAUGAUGAGAUCGCAUCGGAUACGUCCACGUUGGUCGCGCAAACUUCCGUGGAACAGGACGAAUCCCGGGCGGCCACCACCGCGUUGGCGCCGCUGGUAGCCUAUCCCCGCUUGCUACAUGGCCAAUCCACUGAUGCCCCGAGUGAGACGGAUGAGACCGUCGCCGACAUAAAAGAAACGACGGAUAUUCUCUCCCCCCAAAUAGAUCAACAAGACUCCCCGUUACGGCACGACUGCGAGAACACCGAUCCGACUGCGCCUGUGACGACUACAACCGACCCUGAGGAUGCAGCGCUGGAUGCGACCAUGACGGAUGAACGACAGGCUGGACAACUAGAAGAAUCACCGAACACCGAGAACACCGACGAGAACGUCGUCGCUGACGGUACUCCUGCUGCUGCUGCGCCUGCAGCCGCCCCCGUCCAGGACUUGACUGCCGAACAAGAGUCGACCUUAGUGCGCUCGGCGCUACGAAGCUCGUUGGACGGGGAGGACGCCGCGCUGAUCAACAAUUUCCUCUCCAAGGCGAAAGCGAAACGCGAAGCCAAAGCGGCGGCUCUGGUCACGCCGGAAACCAAAGAAAAAGAAGAAGCCAUUACAUCCCCACCGGCGGAGAUCGAAGUCCCCGAAAUGCCCACACCGCCAGCAUCUCGACGGGCCUUGGAGGUUCUCGACGCCAACUCUCCCUCCCCCCAGAAGUUUCAGUGCUCACCGAUCAAGGGCUCGGUGAAGGAUGUCAACGAGAACGACGAGCCGCUGCCGGCCAGUCCUCGUCGAAGCACGCGAAACAGCACCUCCAAACAGCCGCGAACGACAACCGGCGCUGUUCGCAACACGUUCUCCCUCCGACGUGCCAAAGGAACCGAAUUUGUCUUCCUUCAACGGUCAGAGGCGCAGGAGUUGGCGUUGGCGACGCGACGGAAUACGCGCAGUAACAAAGGCGAAUCGAUCCUUCCGAAGUACACGCUGCAGAAGUUGGUUCAGCCAUCUUCCGAGCCUGAGCAGGUCGGAACCGAUGACAACAAGCCGACACGGAAACCUGGUCGGCCAGCUGCCGCGAAGAAGCGUGUCUCGUGGAAUGAGCAGCUGGUCGAAUAUGAGGGGGAACAACAGGAUAAUGGAGCGACAAAACACCGCGAUGACGUUAGUGACCGGGGAGACCGGUCGCCGGGUCGCAAAUCCGAGAAAGGAAAGAAGACCAGUAGACGCAUCACUCGCUCGCAGGGCUCCCCAGAGAGUGGUGAUGACGGGGCAUCCACCGCGUCGACUACUGCACCCGCUACUGCAACCCCUCGCACGCGCCGUGUUCGACGCCUGGGAACCCCCAAGUCAUCCACCACGGCUGCAGUCGCGUCCCUUGAGUCGAGUCCGUCGUCGUCGCUCUCGCCUAGUCCGGAGAAGCGUAAGAAGCUGACCCCUCAGUCGCCUCGCACGACGUUACUGGGGUCGUCUACGUCGAAGAAAGUGACCAGCAGCCGCAACAGCACGAGCAAAUCGUCGGAGAGCAGCAGCUCGGGCAGAAGCGCCAGUAUCUUCCAGACACAUGCCGGGUUUACGCCGAUACCGAGACGCAUCCGAUCGCGCGGGUGA